Cryptomeria japonica (Japanese cedar) is the source of this 483-nucleotide messenger RNA. Its product is annotated as lectin-like protein At1g53080. The record is from RefSeq and is a predicted model, not a curated record. NCBI's taxonomy places the organism in Eukaryota, Viridiplantae, Streptophyta, Pinopsida, Cupressales, Cupressaceae. Gene Ontology annotation, molecular function: carbohydrate binding. The coding region runs from base 1 to 483 and encodes 160 amino acids. The transcript has a single exon.
AUGUCUGUGAGCACCCUAGUGAUCCUUGUGCUUCAUCUAUGGCUUCCAGCACAAGCCCACACAAGUUUCCGCUUCAACAAAUUCAAUGCAUCCACCCUUUAUCAGAUCGGAAAUUCUUCAAUCCGCUCCGGUGCCAUCUGCCUCACCAAUCAAACACAACAUAUGUCUAGCCGAGACUUAUAUAGACAGCCUAUACGGAUGAAAGCUGAUCACAAUUCCAGGAAUACAAGCUCAUCAUUCAGUACCACCUUCGUAUUCGCAAUCGUUCCCUUUUCUUCCAAUCCUUUACGCAGCGGGCAGGGAAUGGCUUUUAAGAUUACACCGAGCAAGUCUCCGGUUGGACAAUCAUCAACCCAGUUCCUCGGCUUGUUCAACAGUUCCAGCAUCGGCCAGCCUUCCAAUCAUCUCUUUGCCGUUGAAUUCGACACAAUCCUCAAUGAGGAGUACUUAGACAUCAACGACAACACGUCGGCGUGGAUCUGA